Molecule: messenger RNA, 1001 nt
Organism: Lycium barbarum (goji berry)
Lineage: Eukaryota; Viridiplantae; Streptophyta; Magnoliopsida; Solanales; Solanaceae
Product: peroxygenase-like
Exons: 6
Coding region: 84-830 (248 amino acids)
Molecular function (GO): calcium ion binding; monooxygenase activity
Source: RefSeq, a predicted model, not a curated record
CUACUAUUUCUCCUCCAUCACAUAUCUACAUUUUCAGUUUCUUGAAGUUAGAAGUUGUAAAGUGUGUGGACAACUAGAGAGAUAUGGGAGAAACGACAAUAACAACAGGUGGAAUGGAGAGGAAUCAAGCAUUGAUAACAGAGGCCCCUCUUGCGCCAGUUACUAUUGAAAGGAAAGUUAGAACUGAUUUGGAAACUUCUAUUCCUAAGCCUUAUAUGGCUAGAGGAUUGGUCGCUCCAGAUAUGGAGCACCCCAACGGAACACCUGGGCACAAGCACAAUGGCAUGAGUGUUCUUCAGCAGCACGCAGCCUUCUUCGACCAGGAUGAUAAUGGCAUCAUUUAUCCAUGGGAAACAUACUCUGGAUUUCGUCAAAUUGGUUUCAACAUGAUUGGGUCGUUCAUAAUGGCUAUUGUCAUCAAUGCUGCUUUGAGCUAUCCUACUCUCCCGGGGUGGUUCCCUUCUCCGUUGCUUCCAAUAUACAUUAAUAAUAUACACAAGUGCAAGCAUGGAAGCGAUUCAGGGACCUAUGACAGAGAAGGCAGAUACACCCCAGUGCAUUUUGAGAACAUCUUUAGCAAAUAUGCUCGAACAGUGCCCGAUAAGCUUAGUCUUGGAGAACUGUGGGAUAUGACUCAGGCUAAUAGAGAAGCAUUUGAUUUUUUUGGCUGGAUUGCUACAAAAAUGGAGUGGGGAAUCUUGUAUCUUCUUGCUCGAGACGAUGAUGGUUUCUUAUCGAAAGAGGCCAUAAGGCGAUGCUUCGAUGGGAGUUUGUUCGACUAUUGUGCAAAGGUACGCAUGGGAGGUGACUAUGCUAAUAAGCAAGAAUAGGUUCCACUUAGAAGUAUACAUAUGCUAGUGUUCUGAUUUAGAUGUAAUAGUUUGAGAAAGAGCUAGCCUGAAUCUUGUAUUCUCGUAUACAUGUUUUAAGGUUUUUCUUUGUUCAGAAACUGUGAGAUGGAUUUGGAAUUUCAAGUUAUCUUUCACCCUAUGUUCAGAGGA